Penicillium coprophilum is the source of this 1182-nucleotide messenger RNA. Its product is annotated as Serine/threonine-specific protein phosphatase/bis(5-nucleosyl)-tetraphosphatase. Gene Ontology annotation, cellular component: nucleus; cytoplasm. NCBI's taxonomy places the organism in Eukaryota, Fungi, Ascomycota, Eurotiomycetes, Eurotiales, Aspergillaceae. The record is from RefSeq and is a predicted model, not a curated record. The transcript has 3 exons. The coding region runs from base 1 to 1182 and encodes 393 amino acids. Gene Ontology annotation, molecular function: protein serine/threonine phosphatase activity.
AUGCAGCAGACUGGCGAGGCAGACCUUGUGCCGGACAGCCCCCUUAGUGGCGGGUCGCCUGCUGGAACUUCUCAAGUCGUAGGUGAAUCCAAACCAAUCAAGAGGGACUACCAAUCAAACCCCAUUCCUGAUUCCGUGUCUAACGUUCCGCUGGACAGGCCAGGAGUUCUCGACAUGGCAACUCGCGCUCUAGAACCCAUCGACCUGGAUGGUAUGAUUUCUCGGCUCCUAGACACGUUAUCGAUCAGAGCUACCAAGACAGUGUGUCUAGAGAAUUCCGAGAUCACCACCAUCUGCGAAUCAGCUCGUGGGCUCUUUCUUUCUGAGCCAGUUCUAUUAGAGUUGCCUGCCCCCAUGAAGAUCGUGGGUGAUAUUCAUGGUCAAUACAUCGAUCUGAUCCGAGUCUUUGAAAUGUGCGGAUUUCCACCGGAAUCAAAGUAUCUUUUCCUCGGAAACUAUAUAGGCCACGGGAAGCAGAUGCUAGAAACUAUUCUCCUGCUGCUAUGCUAUAAGCUCAAGUACCCGAAGAACGUCUUCCUGCUUCGCGGCAACCACGAGUGUGCCAGUGUUAGUAGAAUAGGAAGCCUCUACGAUGAGUGCAAGUGGCGUUGCAAUGUUAAGAUGUGGAAACAUUUCGUCGACACUUUCAACUGCCUUCCUAUAGCAGCGAUCAUAUCCGACAAGAUAUUCUGCGUUCACGGUGGACUGUCUCCUAGUUUGUUACAUAUGGACGAUAUUCGCGGUAUCGCUCGACCUACUGAUAUAUCUGAUCAUGGGCUAUUGACCGAUCUUCUAUGGAGUGAUCCGAUUGGAGUCAACACGGAAGAAGACUGGGUGCCUAAUGAACGUGGCGUGAGCUUCUGCUUUGGUAAAAAGGUCAUUAAAGACUUUUUGGACCGACACGGUUUUGAUCUGGUGUGCCGGUCCCAUAUGGUGGUCAAUAAUGGAUAUGAAUUCUCUGAGGACCGGACCCUAGUAACAAUUUUCUCAGCUCCGAAUUAUUGCGGCGAGUUUGACAAUUCGGGCGCUAUCAUGUCCAUCUCGAAGAAGCUCCUCUAUAGUUUCGAACUGUUGAAGCCCCUGGAUUGGGCUGCGUUAAAGAAAUACAUAGGUGAAAGGCAACUUAAGCGAUACAAUAUGCGAGAGAGAUCUACCGAGGUAUCUUCAGCCCAAUCAUGUUAA